Messenger RNA from Sphaerulina musiva SO2202, 1526 nucleotides. RefSeq names its product alpha/beta-hydrolase. The transcript is spliced from 2 exons. The record is from RefSeq and is a predicted model, not a curated record. The coding region runs from base 9 to 1355 and encodes 448 amino acids. NCBI's taxonomy places the organism in Eukaryota, Fungi, Ascomycota, Dothideomycetes, Mycosphaerellales, Mycosphaerellaceae.
CCCUCACCAUGGAAAACUACCGCAUCAUCAAACACAAAAUCCCCGCCGCCCACCUCCGCGAAUUCCCCCAAGCAACCCUCCACUCCGAAGAAGACAUUCUCCAUCUCGCCGUCAACCAAUACAUUCCCCUCAACAACCCCCAUCCGCAACCCGGAGAUGUCACCAUCAUCGCCGCCCACGCCGUCGGCUACCACAAAGAACUCUAUGAACCUUUGUGGGAUGAACUCGCCGCCCAGGCACGGUUUCGUGGGUGGCGUAUCCGGAGCAUUUGGAUGGCGGAUGUGGCGUGGCAUGGAGAGAGUUAUCAGAUGAAUGAAGAGCUGGUGGGGAAUUCUCCUGGUUGGUAUGAUCAUUCGCGCGAUUUGGCGAAUUUGAUUAAUUUGAGGCGGGAGGAGAUGGUGAGGCCUAUUGUGGGGGUGGGUCAUAGUAUGGGUGGGAAUCAAAUAACAAAACUCGCCCUCGACCAUCCUUCCCUCUUUACAACCCUCAUCCUCCUCGACCCAGUCAUCCAGAUGAAAUCCGCCGAAAUCGACCCUUCUUCCCAAGUCCCUUCUGCCGCACAAGCGUCCACUUUUCGCCGAGAUCACUGGCCUUCGCGCGAAAUCGCUCACGCGUCGUUUCUGAAAUCUCCUUAUUAUCAGACGUGGGAUAAACGGGUAUUGGAGAAGUGGGUGAAAUUUGGUUUGCGGGAUUGUGAGGAUGAGGAUGGUGAUGGAGAAAAAGGAGAAAAAGGAGAAAAAGAAAAAGGCAAAGGAGUAUGUCUAGCAACUCCGUCCGCACAAGAAGUCUGGUCAUUUCUACGACCGAAUUAUCCCCCCGAAUCUUCAUCAGAAGAAGAAGUUCCCAGUAGCAGCGAACAGCAGAAGAAGCAGAAGAAAAAACUAGACCGCUUCCUCCACCCCGACCUCAACCCCAGCCUCCCCAACCAAACCCCCUUUUACAGAAGCGAACCCAUUACAACCUACCUCCGCCUCCCCGAGCUGCGUCCCGGGUGCUUAUACAUUUUCGGUCAACUCUCCUUCGUCUGCGACAAGUCGACAGCUUGCGACAAAGUUUCCCGAACAGGCAUUGGAGCCGGAGGAAGUGGAGGAGAGGCUGAAGGGAGAGUUGGAGGGGUGACGUUGGAAGGUGUGGGACAUUUGAUUGCGAUGGAAGCUCCGGGAAAAACUGCCGAAGUGGCGGCUGAGUGGAUUAAAAGGGAAUUGGAGGGUUUUGGGGAGAGGAGGAGGAGAUUGGAGGAGGGGUGGUGGAGGAGGGAGAGGAGGGAGAGGCAGAGGGUUGAUGGGGAUUGGAAGAGAUUUAUGGGUGGGCCGCCGGUUAGGGGGAGGAAGAAGGGGGGUGAGGCGAAGAUGUGAGGAGGGGAGGUAUAUGUGUGUGUGUAUAGAGUGAGAUAGAGACGAUGAGGGAUAUCUAGGUAUGCAAGAAUACGAGCUAUCCUCAUCUCUUCUCCUCUCCUCGUUACCUACUCGCUAGACUUGGUAGAAGAAGUAGAAGUAGAAGAAGUACCUGAAAAAGAAGACAAUCAA